Molecule: messenger RNA, 3953 nt
Organism: Nipponia nippon (crested ibis)
Lineage: Eukaryota; Metazoa; Chordata; Aves; Pelecaniformes; Threskiornithidae
Gene: CDH13
Product: cadherin 13
Biological process (GO): cell-cell adhesion mediated by cadherin; homophilic cell-cell adhesion; multicellular organism development
Cellular component (GO): catenin complex; adherens junction; plasma membrane
Molecular function (GO): beta-catenin binding; calcium ion binding; cadherin binding
Source: RefSeq, a predicted model, not a curated record
GAAUGAAAAAGCCUCUGGUACCUUCUAGUCUGGCAAAAUGCAGCACAAAACUCAACUUACUCUGUCCUUUCUGCUGUCCCAGGUUCUGCUGCUUGCAUGUGCAGAAGAUUUAAAAUGCGUCCCUGGAUUCCAGCAAAAGGUUUUUUAUAUUGAACAGCCAUUUGAAUUCACAGAGGCCCAGCCAGUCCUGAACCUGGAAUUUGAUGACUGCAAGGGGAAUAACAAAUUGAAAUUUGAAGUUUCUAACUCAGACUUUAAGGUGGAACCCGACGGGUCUUUAGUUGCGCUAAAGAAUGUAUCAGAAGCUGGCAGAGCCUUGUUUGUCCACGCAAGGUCUGAGCAUGCUGAGGAUAUGGCAGAAAUUUUGAUUGUUGGAGCAAAUGAAAAACACGAUGCAUUAAAGGAAAUCUUUAAGAUAGAAGGCAACCUUGGAAUUCCAAGACAAAAAAGGGCUAUUUUGGCAACUCCAAUAUUAAUUCCCGAAAAUCAAAGACCACCAUUCCCCAGAUCUGUUGGCAAGGUCAUCAGCAGUGAAGGGACAGAGGGAGCAAAGUUUCGACUCUCUGGUAAAGGAGUAGAUGAAGACCCAAAAGGAAUUUUUAGAAUCAAUGAGAUCAGUGGGGAUGUCUCCGUGACCCGAACCCUUGAUAGAGAAGCAAUUGCCAAUUAUGAGCUUGAAGUUGAGGUCGUAGAUGUAACUGGGAAAACCAUUGAUGGUCCAGUCCGCCUAGAUAUUUCUGUUAUUGAUCAAAAUGAUAACAGGCCAAUGUUCAAAGAAGGACCCUACGUUGGUCAUGUCAUGGAGGGAUCUCCUACAGGAACGACUGUGAUGCGUAUGACAGCAUUUGAUGCUGAUGACUCUAGCACAGACAAUGCUCUUCUGCGAUAUAACAUCCUCAAACAGACACCUACCAAACCAUCUCCAAAUAUGUUCUAUAUUGACCCAGAAAAGGGAGAUAUCGUUACAGUGGUGUCGCCUGUACUGUUGGAUCGUGAGACUAUGGAAACCCCGAAAUAUGAGCUAGUUAUAGAAGCUAAGGACAUGGGUGGUCUUGAUGUGGGACUAACUGGCACAGCAACUGCCACUAUUCUUAUUGAUGACAAAAAUGACCAUCCACCAGAAUUUACCAAGAAGGAGUUUCAAGCCACAGUAAAGGAGGGAGUCACGGGCGUAAUAGUAAACUUAACCGUUGGUGACCGAGAUGACCCAGCAACUGGAGCAUGGAGAGCUGUCUACACCAUUAUUAAUGGAAAUCCAGGGCAGAGUUUUGAGAUCCAUACCAAUCCCCAGACUAAUGAGGGAAUGCUCUCUGUUGUCAAACCUUUAGACUAUGAGAUUUCGGCAUUUCACACACUGCUGAUCAAAGUAGAAAAUGAAGACCCGCUGAUUCCAGAUAUAGCCUAUGGCCCCAGUUCCACGGCAACAGUUCAGAUCACUGUUGAGGAUGUGAAUGAAGGCCCAGUUUUCCACCCAAACCCAAUGACAGUGACAAAACAAGAAAACAUCCCUAUAGGCAGUGUUGUGUUAACGGUAAAUGCCACUGAUCCAGAUACUUUGCAACAUCAGACUAUCAGGUAUUCGGUUUACAAGGAUCCAGCAGGCUGGCUAGAAAUUAACCCUACCAAUGGUACCAUUGGCACCACUGCUAUCCUGGAUCGGGAAUCUCCUCAUGUUCAGAAUAACAUAUACACAGCUCUCUUUCUGGCAAUAGACAGUGGUAACCCUCCCGCUACAGGUACAGGAACUUUACACAUCACCUUGGAGGAUGUCAAUGACAAUGUCCCGUCCCUUUAUCCAACACUGGCAAAAGUUUGUGACGAUGCAAAAGAUCUCAGGGUAGUGGUACUAGGAGCAUCAGACAAAGACCUUCAUCCCAACACAGAUCCAUUCAAAUUUGAACUGAGUAAGCAAUCUGGCCCAGAAAAAUUGUGGAGAAUCACCAAGCUUAAUAAUACUCAUGCCCAGGUCAUCCUGCUUCAAAACCUGAAAAAGGCUAAUUACAACAUCCCAAUCUCAGUGACAGAUUCCGGAAAACCGCCUCUGACUAACAACACAGAACUGAAAUUACAAGUGUGUUCCUGCAAGAAAUCCAAAAUGGACUGCAGUGCAACUGAUGCCCUUCAUAUCAGCAUGACCCUUAUCCUUCUUUCACUCUUCAGUUUAUUUUGUCUGUAAGAACUCCUGACAUCUGAAGCUGUCCUACCGCGUUGCCAUGGCAACGAGAAAAAAGAAAACGUCAGAUCUGAAGAUUGCAGUUUACAGUUACUGUUCUUCACUACUAGGCCUCAGUUGCUCCAGAUUCAGUUUAAUUUGCAACCUCACUUAAUCUGUCCGACUAUACAUUGGUGUUUGACAACCUCUACCCUAACUUCUGUUUAUUAAUGGAUUCCUCUUGCAAGACGCAAGGUUUAUGCGAAUUUUCUCUGAAUGUUAAAAGACCAUGACAUCUAAACUGGACCUUGGGGGAGCAGAAAACAGAUUGACUCCAUUUUUUUCUAUCUGUUGACUUGUUGCUAUUCAACUGUUCAGAAAAUAUUUUGUCUGUGGGUUAGUAUUUGUAUAUGUAUGAGUGUAUGUAUAUAUAUAUAUUUAUAUAGAGAGAAGAGUUAUAGGACAGGUUUAGCUUUUAUAAAAUAUUCAUCUGGAGCGUGCAAGGGACAAAGCAGAAUCAUACAGCCACAGAUGAAUUGUAACAACUAUUCUACCACGGCUAAACCUACUGUAUUUGCUGUUUAUGGUGUGGCCAGGAGGAGAGAGCCUAUUGCAAUCAUACCCCUACCACGGCCACUUUGUGACACCAAAUAAAGCAGGCCCAGGGCUCUGCAGUGUCACUUCUUGUACCUCAGGUUCAGCAAACAAGAAAUGCAAGUCCCCCUGGCUUGUUUCUGAUCCGAACGCCUUUCCUUAUGCCCCAAAUGGAAUUUACGAUCCAGUGGGACAGAGCGCUUCGCUCCCCAUUUCAGUGGGAGCAGGGCUGGGAGGUUCUGCGAAGCUCUGAUUUGUGAGAAAGUGGGAAGCAGCCAGCUGCGACCGGCGCUGCAUGGGUCACGGUUCACAGCCAUGGGAGUGCUGGGCCUGAUUUUAAGGGGGCUAAAGUCAGCUUCCUUUGUGCUCGCUCCUGCAGACAAUUAUUUGCUGGUGCAGUUUACAAAAUUUAAGUCUUUCAUCAGCUCUGCAGACAGAGUUAAGUAGGGAGGUGUCUGCAUAGGAGAAGCUGAUUAGAACAGCAAAAGCAACACUGAUCUCUCUCUCAGCCUCUAUGCAGCUGUCAUUACAUACGUAAGCGCAAGGAGGAACACAGAUGCCCUAUUCUAUAAAUAUAUUCACACACAUAUAUAUAGUUUUGAAUAUAUAUAUACAUACAUACACAUGUACACACGGUUUCCAGUUAAGAGUAACAAGAGCAUUUCUUUGUGUGUGUAAACUUACCACACUUGUUUGCAGACAUGGGAAAAAAGGGUGUUCGUUAUAUAUGAAUAUGAAUCCUUUUUUAUUCUGUGAGCAUGUAAGGUUAAAAAAACUUCUAACUGUAUCAAGAUGAUCAUCUUGUUAAUAAAUUGUAAAUGAUCCAUCAAAGCUCACACCAAAUUUUUAUAAAAUUAACACAAAAAGUAUACUAGUGACAGACUGUGGCUUUUAUUAGAGCUUGCCAGUAACUAGGGUAAGGUAAGUGUCUUAGAAUAUUUUAAUAAACUUGCUUAUUUAAAGUUUAAACAAGAAAGCUUCCUUAUGCAAUAGAACUUUGCAGCUGCAUUCUUUAGUUAGCAUUUUUACAGUACUUAUGAGUCAUACUGUAUGUUGUCUUUACUACAGUGAGAUUAUGAGCAUAUCUUCCACACCACGUAUAUGUUUCAAUAGUAAAGCUUUUUUGGAAGCAUUAAAAAGUCCAAACAUACAUUUAGUUUUUCCAUAAUGCUACACUAGAUAUUAAAUGUGUGUUGGUGGUUAAAAA